Molecule: messenger RNA, 1778 nt
Organism: Exophiala mesophila
Lineage: Eukaryota; Fungi; Ascomycota; Eurotiomycetes; Chaetothyriales; Herpotrichiellaceae
Exons: 1
Coding region: 174-872 (232 amino acids)
Biological process (GO): regulation of transcription by RNA polymerase II
Cellular component (GO): mediator complex; core mediator complex
Molecular function (GO): transcription coregulator activity
Source: RefSeq, a predicted model, not a curated record
UGAGAACGAGAACGCGUCUCCACAGAGUCACAAACUGAGUCCUUGAGUCACGCGAGGCCUCCAGCGAGAGUCCGCGAUGCUAUCAACCUUCAGUCGGACCCUCGAUUCAGCCAAGGGACGGGUCUUCGAAAACAACGACAACAACAAUAGUCCGCCUGUCCGGUGACGAUACCAUGGCUGAACCAGAGCAACCUCCACAGUUGCCUGAGGCGCCCUUUCCUGCUCCACCUCCGUUCUGGAAACACUUUACUCUUGCCAACGAGGAAAAGCUGAAGCAGAUCGACCAGUCUGGGAACUCAGACGCGAAACUCCCCCUUCCGCUCGCAUACCUGCGACCUCCACCGCCGCCUGCUGCCUCCGCCGAAACAUAUACGACCUUUGGCCAGGACCAGGUCAUAGACCCCUCGCAGCUCUCCUCCCUCCCCCUUGACCAACUACUCUUCGACCCCAACGACCCCCAUCUUGACCACGCCUUCCUGCUACGGAAACUGAAUAAAUCUAUCCUUCUCAAUUUUCUAGAAUUGACCUCGACUCUUGCGUUAGACCCCUCCCAACACGCCGAUAAGAUGGACGAUAUCAGGCGGCUGUUCCUAAAUGUCCACGUGGUAAUCAACAUGUACCGGCCUCAUCAGUCUCGAGAAAGCACCAAGGAUCUCCUGCAGGAAAUCUUGGAGGACGGUCAACGAGAGAUCGACGAAUGCGAAGCCAUGAAGGGCAGAAUACAAACAUUCCUAGACCAGGUGGCCACUCUUCCGUCAGCUGAUGUUGCAACAAGUGACAGUACUCGAACCGAUACCGUGAAGCCGUUGGGUGACAAGGAAGACAAGAUCACCCUACAGCAAAAAUUAUGGGAAGACAUCAAGAACAUAUGAUUUGAAUUUUAACCUGAUCGUGCGGCUCGACCGCCUGACCAGCUAACGCGAUAUACCCGGUGGUUCAUCCGCUCUCGGGUGGAUUGUAUGGGUUCAUGUCUGCCAUAUUCCACCGAGCUUCAUCGUCGAUGAUUAUACAUGGAUCUCCGCAGCCGCACCACUGGCAAUCUGAUCUUUGUAGGGAGCCAACGCUGGUUCGACUUCCUCCGCGACAAACUCGUCCACCUGUUCAGCAGAUCUUCCGGUGAACUUGGCAGGGUUGAGGAUGUCUUCCUCGGUCAACUCAUUCCAGAUCGGCUCAAAGAACUUUUCUUUCCGCACACGAUCCACCAGAUCAUUUUGCUUGCCUUCUUGCUUGACAACCGCUCCAGCUUGAUGCGACAAGACCCGGAUUUGUUCGUGGGCCUCUUGCCGACUUGCGCCUUUCUCGGUCAAACGCAUAAUCAUGGUCUCUGUGGCCAUGAAAGGCAAUUCUUGCUGCAGUCGACUGUUGAUGACGGCAGGGUAGACCACCAAGCCAGAAGAAACGUUUUCGAGGAGGAUUAGGAGGGCAUCUGCAAUGAGGAACAUCUCGGGGAUAUCAAUUCGUCGAAUCGCAGAGUCGUCCAGAGAGCGUUCAAACCACUGGUGAGCAUAUGUAGCUCCAAAUCCGAGGGGGAGGAAAGUGAGUUUUCGGCCAAGAGAGCACAUUCGCUCCGACCUCAUGGGGUUGCGUUUGUAAGCCAUGGCGGAUGAGCCGAUCUGAUCCUUCUCAAAAGGUUCUUCGAGUUCUUUCAGCAUGGCCAGAUGACGAAUGUCUCCUCCGAUAUGCUCAAUUGUAGUACCAAAAGAAGCCAGAGCAUUGGCAACAUCAAAAUCAACUUUGCGAUUGUAAGUUUGUACCGAGACAAUGGUUCGUUUUUCGAA